CGGUUUUGACGCAUGCGCGGUGGGGGAAACGGAGGGGGCUCGAGGUGCCAAGGCUACUGCAUUUACAAAAACUCCGCUGAGAGCCUGUGCAGCACAUCCAGAAAUGACUUCUUUGGGGACAAGCAGUCAGACAGCAACUGAAUAUGUGGUCCGUGUCCCCAAGAACACCUCCAAGAAAUACAAUAUUAUGGCCUUCAAUGCGGCUGACAAAGUCAACUUUGCCACCUGGCACCAGGCAAAGAUGGAGCGGGAUCUCAGCAAUAAGAAGAUCUACCAGGAGGAAGAGAUGCCUGAGUCGGGAGCUGGCAGCGAAUUCAACCGCAAGCUACGGGAGGAGGCCCGGCGCAAGAAAUACGGCAUCAUCCUGAAGGAGUUCAAGCUAGAAGACCAGCCUUGGCUCCUGAAAGUCAACGGCAAGGCCGGGCGCAAGUUCAAAGGUGUGAAAAAGGGAGGUGUGACAGAGAACACCUCCUACUACAUCUUCACACAGUGUCCGGAUGGUGCCUUUGAAGCCUUCCCAGUCAACAAUUGGUAUAACUUUACACCUAUUGCCAAGCACCGUACACUGACUGCAGAAGAAGCCGAGGAGGAGUGGGAGAGGCGGAACAAAGUUCUGAACCACUUCAGCAUCAUGCAGCAGCGGCGGCUGAAGGACCAUGGCGAGGAAGAAGAGGAGGAGAAGGAGAAGAAAGGCAAAAAGAAAGGAAGUGACCUCAAAAUCCAUGACCUGGAAGAUGACCUGGAGAUGAGCUCGGAUGACAGCGAGUUCAGUGACGCUGAUGGCGAGAAGCCAGCCAAGGCCAAGAAGAAAGCCCCUCUGACCAAGAAGAAGAAAAAGAAGAAGGGUUCCGAUGAUGAAGCUUUUGAAGACAGCGAUGAUGGGGACUUUGAAGGCCAGGAGGUGGACUACAUGUCUGAUGGGUCCAGCAGCUCGGUAGAGGAAGUGGUGGGCAAACCCAAGGUGACCAAAGAGGAAGACAUCCCCAAAGGUAUAGACGAAGCAAGCGACAGUAGCGAAGAGAGUGAGGAGGAGAAGCCUGCGGAGGAGAAGGAGGAGGAAGAAGAGGAGAAAAAGACCCCGACUCCACAGGACAGGAAGAAAAAGAAAGACAGCAGUGAUGAGUCGGAGACAUCUGAGGACAGCGACAUUGACAGCGAAGCGUCUUCAGCGCUCUUCAUGACGAAAAAGAAGACGCCUCCCAAGAAGGAGCGCAAGGGCUCCGUGAGCAGCUCACAAGGGAAUAGCCGCCCAGGAACACCCUUGGUGGACGCCGGCAGCACUUCCUCCACGCUGCGGGCCGCAGCCAACAAACUGGAACAAGGUAAGCGGCAAGCAGGUUCCAGCGAGCUCCCUGCAGCCAAGAGGUUGAAAAUAGAUGCUGGGCCCCAGGGCACCGCCACGACCACCUCUGGGAAGUCCACUCCACAGCCACAGUCGGGCAAGUCAACGCCCAGCAGUGGCGAUGUGCAGCUGACGGAGGAUGCCGUGCGCCGCUACUUGACCCGCAAGCCCAUGACCACCAAGGACCUGCUGAAGAAGUUCCAGACCAAGAAGACAGGGUUGAGCAGCGAGAAGACCGUCAACGUGCUGGCCCAGAUCCUGAAGCACCUCAACCCUGAGCGCAAGAACAUCAAUGACAAGAUGCACUUUUUCCUCAAGGAAUGAGGAGGGCAGGGCAGGGGCCAGAUACAAACUGCCCUUUGGUACCCACCAUCCUUCUGGGCAGCUCUGAGUCCCUUGCACUGAGCGGAUAGCCAUGGGGGCUAGGGGCUAGGACCACGUGGCUUAGCAUUUGCACCCUUUGGGAGAAGGGCAUGGGUCACUGUUUACCGUCGUCUGAGUACCCCAUCGAGAUAAGGAGUGGUGGACAGGAGCAGAAGAAGACUAGUACAGCUUAUUAAGGAGUGUUGAAGAUAUGGCCUGCCUGAGUGGCGGGGGGGGGGGGGGGCGUAGUUUUCUCUUCCAUGUGGGAGGGGUUCACCAUCUGUGUGCUGCCAUUUGGGGAGAAAUAAACAAGGACAUCUUUUAUAUCUUUUCCCCUGUGUUUUCUC
Elgaria multicarinata webbii is the source of this 2052-nucleotide messenger RNA. It is a transcript of the gene GTF2F1, whose product is annotated as general transcription factor IIF subunit 1. Gene Ontology annotation, molecular function: TFIIF-class transcription factor complex binding; DNA binding; RNA polymerase II general transcription initiation factor activity. NCBI's taxonomy places the organism in Eukaryota, Metazoa, Chordata, Lepidosauria, Squamata, Anguidae. Gene Ontology annotation, biological process: transcription initiation at RNA polymerase II promoter; positive regulation of transcription elongation by RNA polymerase II. The transcript is spliced from 14 exons. The record is from RefSeq and is a predicted model, not a curated record. Gene Ontology annotation, cellular component: nucleus; transcription factor TFIIF complex. The coding region runs from base 104 to 1666 and encodes 520 amino acids.